Micromonas commoda is the source of this 914-nucleotide messenger RNA. RefSeq lists its product with no specific name. Bases 13 to 828 code for a protein of 271 amino acids. Gene Ontology annotation, molecular function: polyubiquitin modification-dependent protein binding. Gene Ontology annotation, cellular component: VCP-NPL4-UFD1 AAA ATPase complex. The transcript is spliced from 2 exons. The record is from RefSeq and is a predicted model, not a curated record. NCBI's taxonomy places the organism in Eukaryota, Viridiplantae, Chlorophyta, Mamiellophyceae, Mamiellales, Mamiellaceae.
CCCGCGCCGCUCAUGCGACGGUUGGGCGCGUCAUCCGCCUACACAGCUGUGCCGACAGACCUACACAGCGAGGGUGCCGAGGGUGCCGAGGGUGCCGAGGAGUCCCCCGCGGAGUCCCCCGCGGAGUCCCCCGCGGAUGAUGCCCCCACCGACGUCUCGCUCGACGUCAAGCUCUCGUUCCGCCGGCUGCCCAAGGGGACGUGGGUCAAGCUCCAGCCCAGGUCAGCCGACUUUCAAGGCGAACUCGCGACGGAUAACUCGGUGGACCUCCGGGAGUUACUGGAGGCGACGCUACACCGCCGCUGCGCGCUGACGGUGGGCGACGACGUCUCCGUCCGCGCGCACGGCGAUCGCGAGUACGCCCUACGGGUCGUGGAGGUUUUGCCCGACGACGCCGACGGAGCGGUGAGUCUCGUGGAAACGGACGUCGAGGUUGACAUCGCUCCGAGCGAGGAUUACGAAGACGCGAUGCGACGCCUCGCGGAGGCGGCGGCGGCGGCGAGGGCGGAGAGGUAUCGAGCCGCGGUGUCGGAGAGGCUCCCGGUGGAGCCCGACGCGGACGCGGCGGGCGGUUGCGUGCCGUGCAGGUUCCAGCUCCCCGACGGUCGGACGGUGACGCGUCGUUUCGCGCCGACGGAUCCGUUGGCGGCGGUGUUCGACUACGUGAUAUCGGCGGGUGGCGCCGGCGAGGGCGAGGCGUUUCGGCUGGUCACCCGGUGGCCGCGGACGGUGACGGAGCUCGACGACGGAGCUCGGACGGUGCGUGCCGCGGGUCUUAAGCCCGCGGACACCCUGUUCGUGGAGAAGCUGGAGAAGACCGCCGCUUGAGUAUUCAUUCUUUGAUAGAUUUGAGGCGGCGCGAUUGCGCCUGCGCGAAGCCUCGAGCGUUAAAACUGACAGAUACAACAGCGCAC